Aspergillus aculeatinus CBS 121060 is the source of this 1041-nucleotide messenger RNA. RefSeq lists its product as uncharacterized. The record is from RefSeq and is a predicted model, not a curated record. NCBI's taxonomy places the organism in Eukaryota, Fungi, Ascomycota, Eurotiomycetes, Eurotiales, Aspergillaceae. The coding region runs from base 1 to 1041 and encodes 346 amino acids. The transcript is spliced from 3 exons.
AUGGCCACCGAAAACGAUAAAGGCAUCACCCACAAGCUUCUGGAGAAGUUGUCCACGACAAGGUUUGCCUGCUCGUCUUUAGAACGCCUGGGCAGCUAUCUUGGAUUCGUGUACCGUGGCCAUCUCCGUCGUGCGCUGGACACCGGAGCCGUGACCGUGAUCAUCAAGCAUAAUGCCGGCCAUGCCGCAAGGAUGGAAGAAUUCCAGCUUCCAGAGAAUCGAGGCUCCCGAGAAAGCGAAAUCCUGCUUGCCUUUGCACAAACGCCCAAUCCCGUUCCACCCUUCACAUUCAAAAGCACCACCGUGCGAACCGCAGCGAUACACGAGUUCAGAGCACGGGAGAACACUCUGUUGAUUGAGGACAUCCCCGGCUCCAUCACCUUCCUCCAGCUGUUCACCACCUUCUCAUUGCGAUCUUACCUCCUGGGCCCGUCCCGGUCGUCCCUCGGGUUGAGCCUCGGCGCCUGGCUCGGCAAAUUCCAUUCCAGCACCCUGGACCGAGCCAAUUUGCCGGAAAUUGUGGCCUCGAAUGAAACCGUCCGCCGUUUGAUAUGGGAGUAUAACGAGAGGAAUCUACGCCAGAACAUCGAGGCCUAUCCGGAUGUUUUGAAAACAGAUGAGCAGCCGAGGAUGCGGGCAGCUGUCGAGGCUGUCCUCCUCUCACCCGGCCUGUUUUCAUCCACACUCGUCCCCGUCGACUGGGAAUCCUGUCAUUUCGGCUGCCAGACGCUGGAUGUGGCUCAGAUGAUCAGCAACCUCUACGUCGUCGAUCGCCUGGGCGGCAUCAAUGGGCCCAGGAACGUCAUGUACGGGUUUAUUGAUGGAUAUCACGAGACCCGGCGUCUGGACGAAGAGCUAGUAUGGCAUACGGUCGUCUGCGUGGGGGUGCUGAUCCUUUGCACUCCGUACACGAUGGUCCUGCCAGGCAGAGAUGUGCGGGAGAUCCUGCAAGCCGGGGCGGAUUUCCUCAUGAGAGGAUUGGCCAAGGAUCGGGGGUGGCUGGAAACUAGCGCGUUGGGUGUUUUGUUGGACAAAAUCUGA